This is a messenger RNA of Pochonia chlamydosporia 170, 213 nucleotides long. RefSeq lists its product as hypothetical. The transcript has a single exon. The record is from RefSeq and is a predicted model, not a curated record. Lineage: Eukaryota; Fungi; Ascomycota; Sordariomycetes; Hypocreales; Clavicipitaceae. Bases 1 to 213 code for a protein of 70 amino acids.
AUGUGUAAAACUACACUCACAGCAUUGCCUGGCGUUAUUCAACUGAUGUUUACAAUAUGCUUCAGUACCCAGCAUACACAUAGCCUUACUCCGGGCUAUACUCUGGACUUACUUGUGCUUGCUGGUGUGACUUGCAGUAAACUGUCCAUCGUCACACAACUGCACCAUGCCAUGUCCUCCACUGGUAUCACCAUAUCCUGCCCAUCAUGGUGA